This is a messenger RNA of Paramisgurnus dabryanus, 1802 nucleotides long. Lineage: Eukaryota; Metazoa; Chordata; Actinopteri; Cypriniformes; Cobitidae. The record is from RefSeq and is a predicted model, not a curated record.
GAGCAGAAGAUCUUAACCAGUGCUGUUAUCUACACUUGUCUAGGUAAAGACAACAAUGGCAAACAUCGUCCCCAAGAGCAAAGCUAAAGGUGUCGAUUUCUGUGGAUCGUCAUACUACUACUAUAUAAUCCGCUCUGAUCUUGGCUGCUAUUUGCAGUCAAGUGAUUUUAGUAAAGGGUCAGAUCUCACUAUAUUCAAUCUGCACCCCUCCUGUCAAAAUGGAGAUCAUUAUCUGGCCAACAAGGAUGGCAACUUUUACAUCAUUAAAGGUAAAUUCUACCGCAAAGUCACUGACCUGUCAAGAGACGACAGUGCUGUAAUUGCCAGCCUUCAUCCUAACUGCCAGGGUGGAGACAACUACCUCGCAGCCUUUGGCUUUUUUUACAUCAUCUUUAAAGAAAGGGGAGUUUACAGAAAAACAUCAGACCUGAGUCUUGACUCAAAUGCUGUAGAAUACAAGCUACAUCCCAAUUGCAGUAAUGGUCUCUAUUACUGGGGUCUGCCAGAUAACUACUACUUUCUCAAGCCAGACUCACAGGGGGGAGUUGAAUACUAUAAAGGUUCCAACUUCAAUAAAGAUCAAUGUGUUGCUGUCUAUUCUGUUCACCCUGAUGUUGUCAACUUUUUGCCUGGCGGGCUGUCAAUAACUAAAGGCCCAACAUUUGGCAGGUGGCAAAAGAUUAAACACAUAAGUAAUAACAGCACCACACCAGUGACACGGAAUGAGAAAGUUACUAAAGAGGUUGGAUACAGUAAAGAGAAGAUGACACGGAUAACACACAACUGGAAGAUGAAUGGGUCAUCAUUGUCACUGGAACCUGGAGAUCUUACAUCACUGAUUACAAAGUACCAGUUCUCCUUAUCUACAGAAUAUGGAGGUUUACGUGUGAACACUGAGAAAGAACGCUGGGACGAAGUGACUAAGGUAGAAGAAGGGCUAACGUUUGAGCUGAAGCCAGGCGAGAGUUUAAAUCUGUGGCAGUACCAACUGGGUUUUUGUGAUGAACCAGUGUUGUUCUGUCGUGAUUUAAAGAUCAAUGAUGUUUCGGAUUCCCCCAACUGAAGUACCAUAUUCACCUAAACAACCAUAAGAAAAAAUACCUUCUCAAGUAAUACUUUACAUAUCUGCAAGAAUUGCUUCAAAGCAGGCAGGGACGAGACUCUGUAACUGUACUAUUUAGUAGAUUUGAUGCAUAAUCCAUUACAGCCAUUUAUAAAACAUUAUGAUAAAAAGAUAAAAAUAAAAAAGAUCAAAACCUUAUUUGAACUGUAAAUCUGACACUUCAAUCUGCUACUUUAUACUGUAUAUCCGUGCAUAGCUGUCUUCAUGCAUAAAUACUGUAACUCUCUUAAUUUUUGUUUGUAAAACUUUGGGGGUUUAAUCUUAUAUGAACUGUCAGCAUUAUAUUAUUCUAAUAUUAAUAUGAACCUUAACUUUUUCUUUUCUUUGUAUCUUACCACAUUUGCAGUCAACAUGAUCUCACAAAGUUCCGUGGGAUAGUCACGGAAUUUUGUGCUCAUUUUUCCGUGGCAUUCUCACGGAUCUCCGCAUUUUUCCGUGGCCCUGCUACGGACUGUCUUUUUCCGUGGCAUUCUCACGGAUUGGUUACUCAACUGCUUUUUCCUAUUUUCAAACCAUUUUCGCUUCGGUUUAGGGUUAGAUUUGGUGUUUGCAUUAGUAUGUCACUUUAACUAUUGGUUUAUAUAAUUUUUUCUGAUUUAUUCUUUUAUAUUUUCUAAACUUUAAACAAUUGUCGCCUGGCGUUGGGGUUAGAGUUGGGUUUGGGAAGGGAUGUCAUUUC